Molecule: messenger RNA, 517 nt
Organism: Penaeus chinensis
Lineage: Eukaryota; Metazoa; Arthropoda; Malacostraca; Decapoda; Penaeidae
Product: cuticle protein AMP1A-like
Exons: 3
Coding region: 16-390 (124 amino acids)
Cellular component (GO): chitin-based extracellular matrix
Molecular function (GO): structural constituent of chitin-based larval cuticle
Source: RefSeq, a predicted model, not a curated record
CAUUACACAGACACCAUGAAGCUGAUCGUCCUCGCUUGCCUGGCCGCCGUCGCCCUCUCCCGCCCUCAGAAGGACUCUGAGGCCGAGACCAUUUUGGACGAGAGGUCCGACAACGGCGACGGCAACUUCCAGUACACUUUCCAGACCAGCAACGGUAUCAGCUCCUCUAACACUGGCACUCCUGGAUCUGAGGGCCAGAGCAACAUGCAGGGAUCAUUCAGUUUCCCCCUUCCCGAGGGAGGCGUCGCUGAAUUCACCUUCGUCGCCGACGAGAACGGCUACCAGCCAUCGUCCGACCUCCUGCCCGUUGCCCCGCCGCUCCCCGACCACGUGCACGAGCUCCUCCGAAUUGCAGAGCAGCAACGCGCCGAAGGAAUCACUUUCGACUAAAAUACCUUUUUGGAGACGCAUGUACACCUCACUUCGGUUCUCAUAACAGCAUUUAUGUAGAUUGACAUGGCAAAUGUAUGCAGUGCAUGUACAUUAUACGCUUGGACAAUAAAGGAGUUUAUGAUAA